UCCCUCCCCUCUCGCUUGGGUUUGUGCGCUGGGGCGCCGGAUCCCCUCCGCUGCCGGGACGCGCGGAACUCGCGGCAGGAGUAGGCUCUCUCGAGCCUCCUCCCUCCCUUCCCCUUCCCUGUCCCCUUCCCCCACCCCCGACACGGGCUCGGAGCGGCGGCCGGAGAAACCCCGAGCCCGGACGCAGCCCCUGAGCUGGAGGGAUGGAGAAUUCCUCCGCCGCGUCAGCCUCGUCCGAGGCUGGGAGCAGCCGCUCACAGGAAAUCGAGGAGCUGGAGCGUUUCAUCGACAGCUACGUACUCGAGUACCAGGUGCAGGGGCUGCUGGCCGACAAGACGGAGGGGGACGGCGAGAGCGAGCAGACCCAGUCCCACAUCUCCCAGUGGACAACGGACUGCAGUGAACAGCUGGACAGCAGCUGUUCCUUCUCCCGAGGGCGAGCCCCCGCACAGCAGAAUGGCAGCAAAGACAACUCUCUGGACAUGCUGGGCACGGAUAUCUGGGCUGCCAACACCUUUGAUUCCUUCAGUGGUGCCACCUGGGACCUGCAGCCCGAAAAGCUGGACUUCACACAGUUCCACCGGAAGUUGAGACACACGCCCAAGCCGACCCUGCCACACAUCGACCGGGAAGGGUGUGGAAAAGGGAAGCUAGAAGACGGGGACGGGAUCAACCUGAAUGACAUUGAGAAGGUCCUCCCGGCCUGGCAGGGCUACCACCCGAUGCCCCAUGAAGUAGAGAUCGCCCACACGAAGAAGUUGUUCCGGAGGAGGAGAAAUGACCGAAGACGGCAGCAGAGGCCUCCGGGAGGGAACAAGCCCCAACAGCAUGGUGACCACCAGCCGGUCAGUGCCAAACACAACAGGGACCACCAGAAAUCCUACCAGGGGGGCUCGGUGCCUCACCCCUCAGGGAGGCCCACUCAUCACGGCUACAGCCAGAACCGGCGCUGGCACCACAGCAACAUGAAGCACCCGCCAGGCGACAAGGGGGAGGCAGGCGCCCACCGCAAUGCCAAAGAGACCGUGACCGUGGAGAGCCCCAAACUUGAGGAUGCCCUGGGGGACACCGGGCACGGCGGCCUCGAGCCCCCCCGCAGCCCUGAUGCCCCAGCCUCAGUGGCUUCCGAGAGGCUGCCCCCACCGCAGCCAGGGGGUCCAGAGGCCGAGACAAAGCGUAAAGACAGUAUUAUUCCCGAGCGCAUCGGGGAGCGGCCCAAAAUUACCCUGCUCCAGUCUUCCAAAGACAGGCUGCGGCGAAGGCUGAAAGAAAAGGUACCGGACGAAGUGGCCGUGGAGACCACCAACCCUCAGCAGAACAAGAUGGACAAGUUGAUUGAGAUCCUCAACAGCAUGCGGAACAACAGCAGUGACGUGGAUGCCAAGCUCACCACCUUCAUGGAGGAGGCCCAGAACUCGACCAACUCUGAGGAGAUGCUGGGAGAGAUCGUCCGGACCAUCUACCAGAAGGCCGUGUCCGACCGCAGCUUCGCCUUUACGGCCGCAAAGCUCUGCGACAAGAUGGCACUCUUCAUGGUGGAGGGGACCAAGUUCCGGAGCCUGCUCCUCAACAUGCUUCAGAAGGACUUCACGGUGCGGGAGGAGCUGCAGCAGCAAGACGUGGAGCGCUGGCUUGGCUUCAUCACCUUCCUGUGCGAGGUGUUCGGCACCAUGCGCAGCAGCACGGGCGAGCCCUUCCGCGUGCUCGUCUGCCCCAUCUACACCUGCCUCAGGGAGCUCUUGCAAUCUCAGGAUGUGAAGGAAGACGCCGUCCUGUGCUGCUCGAUGGAGCUGCAGAGCACAGGCCGGCUGCUGGAGGAGCAGCUGCCCGAGAUGAUGACCGAGCUCCUGGCCAGCGCCCGCGACAAGAUGCUGUGCCCCUCAGAGUCCAUGCUGACCCGGUCGCUGCUUCUGGAGGUCAUCGAGCUCCAUGCCAACAGCUGGAACCCUCUGACGCCCCCCAUCACGCAGUACUACAACAGAACCAUCCAGAAACUGACAGCCUGACAGCCAGGGGGCCUGGCGGGCGGCCCGCGGGCAGCUGGGGCCCUGGUACACAGGGCCAGAUGGACAGGCGGGAGGACAGGGGUGGCCCUGGCGGGAGAAAGAAAUGGGGAGGAAAGCAGGCAGAGCCGGCGGCCAGUCUGGAGCCAGACCGGGAAGGAGUGCCCCUCAUCUGAGCCCCCCCCCAGCCCCAAGCAUGUGGCAGUUCACACCAAUAAGGGAAGCAUGUUUCUUUCUCAUGGUGGCCCCGAUCGCCCCUCCCCACUCCCGCUCCUCCCCGCCCCCUCCCAUCAAACGCGUCCCCCGCAGGGCUUUGUGCGAGGGGUUUCAUCUCUGUGACUCCGCUGAGGCCCUGGCAGCUCUGCACGCCGGGGUACCGCUUGGGUCAGAAAGGACCUCAGAAGGCUGAAAAAGUGGGUCGGAGACGGGCUUGCAUUGUUCCUGCUGUCAGCCGCAGUCGCCAACUGCUGCCAAGCAGGCGACAGAGAGCAGAUGUCCGGGAGGACAAAGGCGGGCAGGGUCCCCACCAGCCGCCCGUAAUUGACGGCCUUUGUCCGCCACGGUCGAGCUGGGGAGGCUGGGGGACGGAGGCUUCUCCCCUAACCUUCACGCUGCGCCCUCCCCGCUUCCAGGUCCUCCUUUUGGCCCCCAAGCCUCAGGGGGGGGGGCCCAGGGGGCAGGGAGCAGGGAGGGGAGCUGGAGUUGGCGAAUUCUACUUGUACUCUUGUGUUUUAUUGUUUUAUGUUCAAAAGUCAGCUGCUUUGAAGUCUCCUCUCUCAAUGAAAAGAGCCCGAGAUGUGAUCACACAGUCAGCGCCACGAGGACCCCCUGAUUAGUGGAAGAUCAAACCCGGCUCCCUCUGGAAGGAUUCUAGCCACAGACAGCUUGCCAGUAGCCAAUUAGGGUAAUUGGAAACUUCUGCCCCGGCGGGGGUCCUGCUGGAACCCUGUGUCCUCAGCCCUUGGCUUCCAGUACCCCUGUUCUCUCAUUCUAGCUGUGCUGUGUCAAUGGGCCGAUACUGUCGCAGGCCCCCGGGAGUGUGUAUCCUGGCCCGGGGGCCUGGUGGUGAAUGGGGCACCGAAGGAGGCUGGCAAAUUAAAGCCAAAAUGCUAGGUGAUGUUGCCCGCGCCACACACGGGUCUCGUCCCAAGCUUAGUGGGGGGGGCAUGUGGCCGUUGGCUCCCCAGGACUCGGCGUCUGGCUAAAUGGGCUGUGCCGCUGCCCCGGCCUCAUCACAGGCAGGACCCAACAGCCCAGGCCCCCCCCACAGCCAAGGUCUCUGCGCUCCGGGAGGGCUCUGGGCACUGUAGCCCCUGAGCUGUGGGGAACGGUGCGUUCAUUGAGUCUUGAGCGUAACGGUCGGGUGACUAGGUGAGGCCGCCAGACAGAUCUUUCCAGGCUGGGAACAAGGCUGGGGGUUCUUGAAAGGGCCAGGUCCUGGGAAGAGCCCCUUCUCUGUUGGAGGAGGAUGCGGGUCGGGCUCUAGGAGGCUGGCUUCCGGGUUGUCACGGCAUCCGCACAGCCCCAUCUCUGGGGUCUGGAGCCCAUACUUUGAUAAGCCCCCAUAAAAUGACUUCAGAGCCCAGCAGCUCCCUUUACUGAGGCUGGUCACUCCCUGUGUCACUGGAGGGCCCUGGCUGCCUGGUCCGCUCAGGCUGGCCAGGGGGUGAGGGCUGGAGGUUUCCCUUUGUGGACUCCAAGUCUGGAGGAGCAGGCAGGUCCCCCAGUACUCCCUGGCUUUCUCCACCUGCUGCAACCUGACCUUCAGCCCCGGGAUGGGAGCCUUUGCCAAGCCCAAGGAAGAGCGUGUUGGAGACACAUGUCGGGGGGCACAGGUUUACCUGGAAUGGGUCAGUAGCCUCCAAGAGGCCCGUGCUGCCUCUGCCCCUGGCCUUUGCCUCCUCCCCUCUUCAAGCUUCUCCUUGCUGCCUUUCCUUCUCAGUGGGCUCCUUCAGCCCAACCUGGGGCCCCGGGACACCAGGGGCCCCAUGGGAGGCCCUGAGAGAAGAGCUAGACUGAAGUUAGGGGGCUCAGAGAGGGCACCGGGGAAAUCGUGGUCUCGAGGAGUCAGGCAGCCCCAGCAGGGCGCGCAGCCGCUCCCUGGAAGGCCCCGGAGAGCUGUGUCUGGGCUGAAAUGGGCUAGCGCCCCCGGAGUGCACAGUGUGCGUGUGUGUGUAUGCGCCUGUGUGUGUUUGUGAGCACAUCUGCUGAGAACGAAGUAGGGCCCCAGAGGAAGAGAGUGGCCCAGGGGAACGGGGUCUCCUGCUCCUUCCACGGGGCAGAGAGCAAGCUUCACGAAGGGGCCCCAGACACCGUGCACGCAGGGACUGAUGUUCCCAGGAAAGCUGAGACCCGUGACAUCGCGAGCGCCAUGGACCCAAUGCCUCUUCCUCCUAACGGCCUCCUUGGUGGUCUUGCCUCAGGGCCACCCCUCCUUGACUGUUAGGACCAGAGUAUGAAGAAGUAAGAUAUAAAUAUGUAUACAUAUAUAAAUAUAUUUUUAAUUACGUGUCGUGUCACGGUGGCUCCAGACGUAUGGUUUGCCUAGUUUAUCUCCAUUGCUUGAAAGUGCUUCCUGGCCAAUCCAAAUAACAGUUUAAGCUGUUUUUCUAAAUGCAGGUUGCUGCUACUCUUUGAGACAUGGAAGGAAAACGUUUAAAAAAAAAAGAAACUUUUUUUUUUU
Panthera uncia (snow leopard) is the source of this 4686-nucleotide messenger RNA. RefSeq names its product cap binding complex dependent translation initiation factor (gene CTIF). Gene Ontology annotation, cellular component: cytosol. The transcript has 12 exons. Gene Ontology annotation, molecular function: protein binding; RNA binding; translation activator activity. The record is from RefSeq and is a predicted model, not a curated record. Lineage: Eukaryota; Metazoa; Chordata; Mammalia; Carnivora; Felidae. Gene Ontology annotation, biological process: regulation of translational initiation. Bases 204 to 2006 code for a protein of 600 amino acids.